AGCUCACUGAAUUUGCAGCAUUUACUAGGAGACAUCCACAGUGCGGUUCGGACUAAUGAGUCGGCUCGGGUGACUACACUCGUAAAAACAAUAUCUAUUAUAUGCCUAGACAUGUCAAGCCGGGCAUUGGAUUCAAACGUCAAGCUUGACAGAACAGAGGAAGCCAUACUUUUUUACUACUACUUUGUUUUGCGUUUUUUUCAUUUCCUUUCUGUUUCUGGCAAGUAUCUUAAUCGAUUGCAAAAACACUCUUAUUCCAUUAAGUUCUACGAAGACUAUAUUGAGAGUAAUUCUGGGAUUGUUCUAUUGUUAACGUCCCAGUUUUUAAAUUCCGUGAUGGUAACUACAUGUAAAUUAUUAGUUACUGAUGAAAAUUUCAAAGAUCCAAUACACCCAUUACAAAUUUUAUUUGUUCGAAUGUUUAUCACAUCUAUUUGCUGUGGAGUAUAUAUGAUUGUUACUAAAUCAGUUAAAGAUGCGCCAUUGGGACCCAAAGAUUUAAGAGGGCUAUUAGCAUUAAGAGGAUUUGUUGGAUUUCUAGGAGUUUUUGGAUUAUAUUACUCUUUACAAUAUUUGAGUUUAUCGGAUGCAGUGGCUAUAACUUUUUUGAUUCCAAUGAUUACUGCAUUUAUGGCCUGGAUAAUUUUAGGAGAACGGUAUAGUUUUCUUGAAGCAUUUUGUGCAUUACUUUCAUUAGGAGGAGUUCUUUUAAUUGCCAAACCCAAAUUUUUAUUUGGAACAAGAUCAGAUAGUGAAACAUCAGUCGAUGAAGGAAUUGAAUCGUCUUCGAGCGAAUUGCGUUUGAUUGCCAGUGGAGUUGGAUUAAUUGGAGUGAUGGGAGCAUCAACGGUUUAUGUUGUUUUAAGAAAAAUUGGUAAAUCUGCUCAUCCUUUAUUAUCAGUAAGUUAUUAUGCAGCUACUUCAAGUAUCAUAUCAUUUUUUGCAUUAUUAUUUAUCCCAUCAUUAUCAUUUGUAUUACCAAGAAAUGGAUAUCAAUGGUUUUUAUUCAUGACCAUUGGAUUUUCUGGGUUUUUGAUGCAAUUUGCCUUAACUGCUGGAAUACAACGAGUCAAGGCUGGGAAAUCGUCCUUAAUGAUAUAUACCAAUAUGGUUUUUGCGGUUUUUUGGGAUUUAAGUAUAUGGGGCCAUUUCCCCGGCUUAUUAAGUUGUUUAGGAAUCAUUCUUAUUAUCGGGAAUGCUUAUAUGGUUAUCAAAUAUAAAAAAAAUGAAGAUGAUAAACCAAGUGAUAUUGAAAAUCAAGAAAUUGAUACCGAAGUCGAAGACUCAAGUGCAAAUGAAGCCAUUUCAUUACAAGAUUUUACAAUAACCGAUGAAAGUGAAAUCGAACAUGAUCAUAAAGAUAAACGAUGAUUAAGUAUACAUUAUAGAUUAUUCAACCAAC
Messenger RNA from Hyphopichia burtonii NRRL Y-1933, 1402 nucleotides. RefSeq lists its product as uncharacterized. The record is from RefSeq and is a predicted model, not a curated record. Lineage: Eukaryota; Fungi; Ascomycota; Pichiomycetes; Serinales; Debaryomycetaceae. The coding region runs from base 112 to 1371 and encodes 419 amino acids. Gene Ontology annotation, cellular component: membrane. The transcript is spliced from 3 exons.